AUGAAACAGUUAAAACUUACAGGUUUUGUUGUUUUCUUGUCCUUUUUGACUGAAUUCCUAACACUGCCCACAAAGCCUCCGGAUAUAGACAAUUUCCAAGUCACUCAGAAGUUUAUAAAUGAUAACAUUGGAUAUCUCACUAUCAUUGCAUUUGCUCAAUAUGUUCAGGAGGCAGCCUUUGAAGAAGUGGAAAUGCUGGUAAAAGAGAUGAUGGAAAUCAGAGAUAAAUGCAUAGCUGACAUGACACUUCCAGAAUGUGCAAAAUUACCUAAUGAUGUUUUACAGGAAAGUUUAUGUGCUGUGGAGGGGCUGCCACAAAAAUAUAACUUUUCACACUGCUGCAGUAAGAGGGACUUUGAAAGAAGACACUGUUUCCUCUAUAACAAGAAAGUUGAUGUAGGAUUUCUACCGCCUUUCCCUAUAGGGGACCCUGAAAAGAAAUGCCAGGAUUAUCAACAGAAAAAAGACCUUUUUCUAAACAAAUAUCUCUAUGAAGUUGCCAGAAGGUACCCCUUUGUCUUUUCUCCUACACUUCUAACUGUUGCUGCUCGUUUUGAGGAAGUGGCUGAAACAUGUUGUGAGGAGCAAGACAUAGCCAGCUGCUUUCGAACAAGGGUGGCACCUGUCAUACAAUAUUUAAAAAAAAUGUCUGUUUAUGAAAAAACUGUCUGUGGUGCAUUUAUAAGAUUUGGACCAAAAGUCUUCAAAUCUAUAUACUUUGCUGCAUUAAGCCAAAAAUUCCCCAAGAUUGAAUUUAAGGAACUUACCUCCCUCAUAGAAGAGAUUUUGUCCAACUACGAUGAAUGUUGUGAAGGGGAUAGUGUGCGCUGCAUUCGUAGCAGGAGCAAGGUUAUGAGCCAUGUUUGUACAAAACAAGAUUCCAUCUCCAGCAAAGUCAAAGAAUGCUGUGAAAAGAAAAUACCAGAGCGUGGCGAGUGCAUAAUUAACUCAGAAAAUGAUGAGAAGCCAAAGGACUUAUCUCCAAGAGAAGCAAAAUUUAUUGACAGCAAAGAUGUGUGUCAACACCGAGAUGCUGACCAAGAGAACUUCAUGGCUGAGUUUCUUUAUGAAUACUCAAGGAGACAUCAAGAUCUGUCUAUACCAGAGGUUUUAAGAAUUGGUGAAGUGUAUGAGAAUCUCCUGGAAGACUGCUGCAGAACAGAAAACCCUCCAGAUUGUUAUGGCCACGCGGAAGAAAAAUUCAAUGAGACAACUGAGAAAAGCCUCAAGAUGGUUCAACAAGAGUGUGAAUGUUUUCAAAAUUUGGGAAAGGAUGACUUGAAAUACCACUACCUUGUCAAACUCACAAAGAUGGCCCCUCAGCUGUCCACCGAAGAAUUGACCUCUCUCAGCAAGGAAAUUGUGGCAGCUUUGACCAUGUGCUGUACACAGAGCGAACAGUUUGCCUGCGUUGACAAUUUGGUGGAUUUAGUUCUCGGAGGAUUAUGUGGUGUAAAUAAAAAUCGAACCAUCAACCCUGCUGUGGACCAGUGUUGCAAAUCAAGCUUUGCCUUCAGAAGGCAUUGCUUUGACAGUUUGAAAGCCGAUGAAACAUAUGUGCCUCCGUCAACCUCUCAAGGUUUAUUUAACUUUCAUGCAAACUUGUGUCACGCUCAAAAUGGAGCACUCCAGAGAAAGAAAGAAAGGUUUCUUGUUAACUUCGUGAAGUUGAAGCCUCAAUUUACAGAUAAGGAGCUGCAGUCAUUGCUUACAGAUUUCACUAAUAUGGUGGAGAAGUGCUGCAAAGCAGAGGGACCUGAAGCCUGCUUCAGUGAAGAGGGUCCAAAAUUGGAAGCCAAAAGCCAGGCUGCUUCACAAACAUAA
Trichechus manatus latirostris (Florida manatee) is the source of this 1824-nucleotide messenger RNA. RefSeq names its product afamin. Gene Ontology annotation, biological process: vitamin transport; protein transport within extracellular region. Bases 1 to 1824 code for a protein of 607 amino acids. NCBI's taxonomy places the organism in Eukaryota, Metazoa, Chordata, Mammalia, Sirenia, Trichechidae. The record is from RefSeq and is a predicted model, not a curated record. The transcript has 14 exons. Gene Ontology annotation, cellular component: blood microparticle; cytoplasm. Gene Ontology annotation, molecular function: vitamin E binding.